Cannabis sativa is the source of this 1160-nucleotide messenger RNA. Its product is annotated as protein FMP32, mitochondrial. The transcript has 8 exons. Lineage: Eukaryota; Viridiplantae; Streptophyta; Magnoliopsida; Rosales; Cannabaceae. Gene Ontology annotation, cellular component: mitochondrion. The record is from RefSeq and is a predicted model, not a curated record. Bases 276 to 986 code for a protein of 236 amino acids.
UAUAUAAAAGCGGUGCUUUCUUCUCUCUCUCAUUUUCAUUUGGGUCUAAACCUUUUUCUUCUCUCCCGAAAUAUAGCGAUUCAUUUCCAGUUUAAGCACCACUCCAAAAUCCAAAUCAAUGGCGGUUACCUCAAUCAACCUUCUCUUUUAAACCCCAACCCAACCCAUUCUCAACUUCCUAUUAUUCUUCUGCGAUACAUUUAUAGAUUGAUAGAGAAAGCGAGGAUUUUUGAGACGGUUCAAGAAUUGUUAGGUCUUUUUAACUGAAGAAUCGAAUGGCCGCUGUUGCGGCGUGUAAGCGAUUGGUGCCGUUAGGAAUCAAUUCAGGGUUUGGAUUAUCUGGAUUUCGAGCUUUUGGCGCUUCGGAAGUUUCUUCUCCAGCUUUGCGGUCUAGGUAUUUGGAUUGUAGAUUGGCAUCUGAGCUCGUGAAAUCUAAUGGAAAACGUCUGUUUCUAGUUGAUACGUUAGCUUUGGUUAGGAAAUUAGAGGGACAGGGCGUGCCCUCGCAGCAAGCUGAGGCCAUAACCGCUGCCAUUACAGAAGUGUUAAACGAUAGCUUAGAAAAUGUGUCUCACUCAUUUGUUUCCAAGGGGGAAAUGCAGAAAAUUGAAAUGAUUCAAGAUUCCAAUUUGUCCAAAUUCAAAUCUGAAGUUCAGAGCUCACAGGGACACCACUUCUCAUUACUGCAACACGAGACGGAGAAAUUGAGGAAUGAUAUUGAGAAGAUGCGCAGUGAACUGAGGUAUGAAAUUGACAAAGUUACUGCUGGGCAGCGGCUCGAUUUGAAUCUCGAAAGGGGAAGGAUAAGGGAAGAGCUUGCAGAUCAGAAUGCCGAGACCACUAACCUUACUAACAAACUCGAUCGGGAAAUUCAUGGUUUAAGGGCCCAGUUGGAAGCAGCCAAAUAUGAUGUCAUAAAAUACUGCAUAGGUACACUUGUUUCAAUUUCUGCUGUUGGUCUUGCUGUACUCCGCAUUCUGAUGUAAACAUCCUGUAUGAUAAGAACCAUUUAGAGUUGCUCAUUCUUUCGGUAUUGUAUGCUUAUAACAAUCAUGAAAAAGAAAAUUCAAAGUUGUGUUUGGUUGCGGCUCAAAGAAGAAUUUCAUAAUACAUAGAACUGAUUUCCCUUUCUCAGGGGAUUCAAGUCAAUUUGCCUUUUC